Molecule: messenger RNA, 1404 nt
Organism: Psilocybe cubensis
Lineage: Eukaryota; Fungi; Basidiomycota; Agaricomycetes; Agaricales; Agrocybaceae
Exons: 15
Coding region: 1-1404 (467 amino acids)
Molecular function (GO): NADH dehydrogenase activity
Source: RefSeq, a predicted model, not a curated record
AUGUCGCCAAUCAUCAACACACAGCGUACGCCCUUUCGUCCAUCAUUCGCUAGCCGCGUUCUCCAGGCUACCGCGCGAUGGUACAAUCCACCUGCACAGCAUAAGAAACGCGUUGUGAUUUUGGGUUCGGGAUGGGGGGGCUACAACGUCCUUAGAGGUCUUGACAGAGAACACUGGGAUGUGACGAUGAUAUCACCCAACACAUACUUCAAUUUCACGCCGCUUCUGGCAAGUACUGCUGUUGGGACUUUGGAACUUCGAUGCGCAGUCGAGCCAGUCAGACGAUACACUCCCAAGGCCACUUACUAUCAAGCAUGGUGUGAUGAAAUCGACUUCGCUCAGAAACGGCUAAAAUGCAUGCCGGCAACUCGACCGCCGGGAGCUGAACCUACAGAAAGUCAGGAUUCUGUCAAGCAUAACCCAGGACCCUCAUUCUCGCUCGAGUACGACAAACUGAUCAUAGCGGUGGGAGCUUAUUCUCAAACAUUUAACAUUCCUGGGGUUAAAGAACAUGCACACUUUUUAAAAGACGUCAAGGAUGCCCGCAAGAUUCGGAGUCGUAUUUUGGAGUGUUUUGAACAGGCUAAUCAACCUUUCCUGUCGGAAACUCAGCGACGCAAUUUGCUGAAUUUCUGCAUCGUCGGUGGUGGUCCAACUGGCAUUGAAUUUGCUGCGGAGUUGCGAGAUCUUCUCCACACAGACAUGAAAGCUAGAUAUCCCAACCUCGCUAGAUUUGCAAAGAUUACAGUUUACGAUGUCUCCCCCAACAUCCUUGGAUCGUUUGACCAGUCAUUAAGGAAAUACACAGAAGAGCACCUAUCUCAAGAGGGAAUAACUAUCUUGACUAAACAUCAUGUCGACCGAAUUGAAUCGGUAUUCCCCUUUGGCCUUCUUGUAUGGAGUACCGGACUGGCACCAAAUCCUGUGGUCAAAGCUGCCUCAGACGCUAAAAAGGAUCCAAAAACGCUAAGUUUAAUCACUGAUACUAAACUGAACGUCGUCAUGAAGGAUGGGACGCCCGACCCAGAUGUCUGGGCAAUCGGUGACGCUGCACGUAUAGAAGAUGUCGCAUUACCUGCCACCGCCCAAGUUGCUGCACAAAAGGCCAAAUAUGUCGUCAAAACAUUCAAGAGUCUGCAAAAAGAUAAAGAUUUCUCGAAACCUUUCCAGUUUAUCAACCAGGGAAGUUUGGCGUAUAUUGGAAACUGGAAAGCUAUAUAUGAUAGGCCAGCGGCAGAUGGCACACAUGGUGGAUUUAUGCAAAAGGAGACUGGGCGCUUGGCUUGGCUGCUAUGGCGGUCCGCCUAUUUCACAAUGACAUUAAGCUGGAGGAACAAAAUUUUAAUUCCCACCUACUGGUAUGUUGCAAUAUGGAUAUUUGGGCGUGACAUUACUCGAUUCUAA